Molecule: messenger RNA, 583 nt
Organism: Nanorana parkeri
Lineage: Eukaryota; Metazoa; Chordata; Amphibia; Anura; Dicroglossidae
Product: eukaryotic translation initiation factor 1b
Exons: 4
Coding region: 88-429 (113 amino acids)
Biological process (GO): translational initiation
Cellular component (GO): eukaryotic 43S preinitiation complex
Molecular function (GO): RNA binding; ribosomal small subunit binding; translation initiation factor activity
Source: RefSeq, a predicted model, not a curated record
ACACAAGCAUCCGCCGGACUCCGCUCCAAUACAUCCGUGGCCGCCGCCAGACAUUUCCUCUGCGCUCUGUACUCGUAAUAAUAUCGCAUGUCCUCUAUUCAGAACCUCAACUCCUUCGACCCCUUUGCUGAUGCAACUAAGGGUGACGACUUACUCCCGGCAGGGACUGAAGAUUAUAUCCAUAUAAGAAUUCAGCAACGGAACGGAAGGAAGACUCUGACAACCGUACAGGGCAUUGCAGAUGAUUACGACAAAAAGAAACUUGUAAAAGCAUUUAAGAAGAAAUUUGCCUGUAAUGGUACUGUGAUUGAACAUCCAGAAUACGGGGAAGUCAUUCAGCUUCAGGGUGACCAGAGGAAAAACAUCUGCCAAUUUCUUAUGGAAAUUGGCAUCGUGAAGGAAGAACAGCUGAAAGUCCAUGGUUUCUGAGAUGUGAAUGAUCAACCUUCCUGUGUUGCCUAGUCUGGCUACUUUGUGAAACAUGAAUCUUUGCAGCAUUAGGACUUUCAACCUCUCUAAGCGUUCCAAAUUAGGCCAUUUUUUGCAUGAUUACCAAAAGUGUGUGAAGAAUAGGUUAGUAACA